AUGCGAGUACUUGUGUUAGUUCUUUUAAUCGUUGGCUAUGCUAGUAGUGCUGAAAUUCUGAAAGAUGCCCUGCGAGCAUCUUCAAGUGGCUCAUCACGCGUUACAACUAGACCACCAUUUCCAACUUCAAGAUCUAGUGCUAGACCGACAACAACUACUCGUCCAUACAUUUACUGUCACUACUGCGGCGAUCUAGGUCGUCCUUGUCCUCAACCGUUUUAUAGAUCCCAUCCAAAUGUACGGACUGCUCAAUCAUAUAAUGGAUUUUGUGAGAAAAUAAGUCCCAAUAACGGUGGCUUGGGACCCUUUACUCGUGGCGCUGCAAAUCCAGGUGAUUGCAGUCGAAGCGGCUGUUCUACAAAAUAUAUUAACGGUCAAUUGAUGGAAGUGUGCUGCUGUCGUAGGGAUUACUGUAACAUGGGUAUUACAUCGGCCAAAUCAACUUGGACACUGAUGCUCAUCACAUUGGCAAUGCUUUUACUUUUUAGAAAAUUUUAAGUGAUAGAAUUUUUGUUUGUGAAAGUUUUUAAACAUCGUCAAUAAAAAUUAAUGUAUGCUUAAGCCAUAAACAAAAUUGUAUUAGAUCGAAGUUUUGCUCAUAAUAAAAAAUAUUUUUUCUAUGAUAGUUUGUUGUUGAACAAUAGUCAACAAAGUGAUUUUGUGAAAAAUUGACAACGACGUAGAAUGAGUGGUAUUCUCAUUGUUGUUUGCUAUCAGACUAGAAACGGAUUGAAUUCUUUUUUUAACUCGAAAGAAUUAGUCAGUUUACUUUUUGGACUAGAUUGAACUAGCCAGUUGAAACUCUUUACUUGAUCGACAGAAAAUUGACCGGUUUAAAAGGUGAAAAGGAGACUCUCUUUAUAUAUGAAUUAAAUAACCAGCUGUCUUGAUAACAAGUGUAUUACUACAGCUGCAUACGGUUCAUCUCGUAAAUCACGAUAAAAGAUGUUGCACAACUUCUAUGGUUUGUUUUUCCUCAUUUCCUUCAAUAAAGGUACGAUUUAUUUACAAGAAGUCAUAAAACUGAUGUUCUCUUAUUAAAAAACAUUAUUUAAAAUCGUUGGAAGACCUCUGUAUUCUUAUAAGGCUACUAAUACAGAUAGAAAGAUAAUAUGAACUAAAAAAUUCAAUUUUCAUGCCAGGUGUCAUAUUCUAAAAUUUCACAAACUUUGAAGAAAAUUGUGUAUUCAUGCGUGUGCCUCAGAAGAAGAAAGUUUAA
This is a messenger RNA of Rotaria sp. Silwood1, 1219 nucleotides long. NCBI's taxonomy places the organism in Eukaryota, Metazoa, Rotifera, Eurotatoria, Philodinida, Philodinidae. The record is from the annotation of a GenBank genome assembly.